AAGGCUACCAAACUUCAGCCGGGGUCGAUAUAUAUUUAAAACACUGACGGUUAAACGACACCUUAAAUGCCUACCUCAGCAGAAGCCAUAAAGGCUUCCCUGGAAGAUGGCAUCAGUAAGUACUUGGUCCUUCCUCCCAUCCCAAGCCCUCCAGAUCCAGACGCCAACCUUCCUGAUCACAGAGUGGCAGUGCGGAGAAAACUACUUUGCUACAGGAGGAGUAAAGAACAGCGACAUGAGCUCCAUAAAAUCAUGGUUGCACGUGCAAUACAAGCCUAUCAGCAGGCCAAGGAUGCAUUCCCAGCGGCUCCUUCAUUUCAUGAACCAGAAUUUCCUGCAACAAUGUUCAGUGAAAAACGGAAACAGCAGAUGAACUACAUGUUUCUAAGGCAGUGUGUGGAAAAGAGCCCUAUUGCACCCAUUCAGCAGCACUGGCUGGACAACAUGUUAAGUCGGGUGUCACCGUGUCUCAGAGAGGGGUCUGGAAGAAUGGAGCUGCUGGAGGAACUGUGUAAGGAAGUCAGUGAGAACUUCCACACUGACAUGCUGGAGCACACUGUGAACAGUGUCCUGCAGAAGCCACAGAUGGGCGAAACAAUUGCUCCCCUACAAACACUACCCACACCCAUGACCCCUGAUUUCUCCAAACCAUGGCAUCAGAGCUUUGUCAGGAAUCGAAAAAAGAUUAAAGAGAAUUUACACGUUUUGCAUCCAGCCAUGAAAGCCAUUUUGGAUAUCUGUUAUAGAAGUUUCUCAGAGCUGCUCCUGAUUGAUCUCUCAGACUGCAGGUCAUCAGGGCCUGUGAACUGUGAGAAACUGAAGAACAAAGUGGCUGUGGAGUGUGAAAGAAUGGAGGAGAAGCUCAUGAACACCUGGUUCCCAAAAGUCAUUCACGUGCUGACCAGCAAGGAAAGUACACAAAGAAUGAGUGCAGAGAAGCUUGACACAUUUUACAACUGUGCUUCCAAGCUGCUCUCCAAUCAGCUGAAGUCCCUGAUUCAGAGGAGUGUGGAGGCAUUCGUCAGUCUGUUUGAACCUGCCAACAAGCACAAGCUCCCCCUGUUUUGGAUGGACCUAACCUUUGAGAAGAUGGAAUUCUAUCCAACUUUUCAGGAGCUGGAAGAAGCAGUGUUAGAGAUUCUCAGCUUGCUCGUUAAUACUAUGCAGAAAGUCCAAACUGUUCAGUCCUGUCUGGCUGACACCAACAGCGCAGUGGUUAAUGCUAAGCUUGCAGAUGAUGUUCUCAUAUGGGCGCGAACCAUGCUGAGCAACGCGGUGCGUAAAAACCUAGAGGAGCCUGACAAACACCUUCAGUAUUACGUCACAAAUUAUGACUGGCUGGUCAAUGGGAGUGCACAGACUCUGGUAGAGACAUUUCUGAUGGAGGACCACAGUUUUGAUGAGUUUACUGAACAAGUGGAGAUGUUUCGGACUGUUUCCCAAGAGAUCUCCAACCUCCCCUCUGUGGCUCAUUUCGACAUGAUCCGCUUGGACUGUGAGGAGCUCAAACAAGGACUGGCAAAGAAAGCGAGGUCUUUUGCUGAGACCCUGGUGGAUCAACUGAUCAGCGCACAUCGGGAACACUGUCUUCAAAUUUGUAAAGAGUUUGAGACCAUGAAGGAUAAGGCUUUAAAAAUCCCAGAUGCAACAGAAGACAUGACAGAGAUGAUUGCUUACAUUGGUCAUGCAAAAACCAAGGGAAUAGAAGAGCUUAACAGUAAAAUAAUAGAAACGCAUCGUAGAUUAAAUUACCUACUAGAUGUACACACAUUUACCACAGAAGACAUGGAACUUAAUUCAACGGCUCUACUUUGGCCUCAAAAUAUUAAUCAAGCUUUUGAUCUCAGUGAUGAGCUAUUGGAGAAGGCCAAGCAUAAAGGAGAGCAGGAGCUGCAUGGCAGAAGGGAAAAGCUAAUCCUGGAUCUGGAGAAACUAAGCAGAAGGAUGGAAGAGUUUGCAGAGUGUUCAGAGCUGGAUAUGAUGCAACAGUAUGUGACAAACGUAAGAACAGUACAGAAGAGGCUUCAGGAAGUCGAGGAAGCUAUUGUUUUCAUCAACAAAGAGGAGGCCCUUUACAAAUGGGACCUAACAGUUUAUCCUGAGGUUGACGUAAUGAAGCAGAACAUUGAGCCCUACCAGAAACUCUUUGGGAUUGUACUGAAGUGGCAGCGAACAGAAAAGAGAUGGAUGGAUGGAUCCUUCUUAGAUUUGAAUGCAGAGACUAUGGAGUUGGAGGUGGACGAGUUUUUCCAAGAGAUCUACAAGAUACAGAAGGUCUUUCAGCAGAAACAAAAGAAGGUCGAGCAGGAGAAAGAGAAAAUUGCAGCAGGGAAGAGGAGGCCUGGAGUAGAAGAUGAAAGACAGGAAAAUCCCACUGUACAGAUAUGUCUCCGAGUUAUAGAGCAAAUCAGAGAAUUUAAGGAGCACAUCCCAAUGGUUUCCAUACUGUGUAAUCCUGGAAUCAGGGCUCGACACUGGGAACAGAUGUCAGAGGUUGUAAGCUAUGAUCUGGCACCUAACUCGGGCACCACCCUGCGGAAAGUGCUUAAACAGAAUCUCACCUCUUAUAUGGAACAGUUUGAAACCAUCAGUGCUGCUGCCAGCAAAGAAUUCUCACUGGAGAAGGCAAUGCAAAAUAUGAUGGAGGCCUGGGAUUCCGUGUCAUUCCAUCAUCAUGUGUACAGGGAGUCUGAUGUGUCCAUCCUUACUGCAGUGGAUGAGAUUCAGACCAUGCUGGAUGACCAGAUAGUCAAGACCCAGACAAUGAGGGGCUCCCCAUUUAUAAAGCCUUUUGAGACAGAGAUCAAGGCCUGGGAGGAACGUCUGAUCCGAAUCCAGGACACCAUAGAUGAGUGGCUGAAGGUACAGGCCCAGUGGCUUUACCUGGAGCCCAUUUUUAGCUCUCAGGACAUCAUGCAGCAGAUGCCUGAAGAGGGACGUCUGUUCCAGACAGUGGACAGGCACUGGAAGGAAGUAAUGAGACACUGUGUAAAAGACUCUAAGGUUUUAGCAGCAACUUCCUUACCUGGCUUACUCGAAAAGCUUCAGGACUCAAACAACCUUUUGGAACAAAUUAUAAAGGGACUGAAUGCCUACCUUGAGAAGAAAAGAUUAUUCUUUCCACGCUUCUUUUUCCUUUCCAACGAUGAGAUGCUUGAGAUCCUUUCGGAGACCAAAGACCCUCUGCGUGUGCAGCCUCACCUGAAGAAAUGCUUUGAGGGCAUUGCCAAACUGGAUUUUCUGCCCAACUUAGACAUCCAGGCCAUGUACAGCAGUGAGGGUGAGCGUGUGGGCCUGCUACAGCAUAUCUCCACUUCAGAGGCACGGGGAGCAGUGGAGAAGUGGUUGGUGCAGGUGGAGGAUGUGAUGCUGCGUAGCAUCAGGGACGUAAUAAAUCGAGCCAGACUCGCUUAUCCAGAGACCAAGCGAAGUCAGUGGGUUCGGGAUUGGCCUGGCCAGGUGGUGCUCUGUACAUCACAAAUGUACUGGACACUUGAGGUGCACGAAGCUAUCAGAAGUGGAGCUAAUGGUCUGAAGAACUACUAUGAUCAGCUACAGAACCAGCUGAAUGACAUUGUAGAGCUGGUCAGGGGAAAACUGCCCAAGCAGACUCGUACCACUCUAGGAGCGCUGGUCACUAUUGAUGUCCAUGCUCGGGAUGUGGUCAUGGAGAUGAUUCAAAAAGGGGUUUCUCAUGAGACAGACUUCCAGUGGUUAGCCCAGCUGCGUUACUACUGGAUGAAUGACAACGUCCGUGUCUGUAUCAUUAACUGUAAUGUAAAGUACGCUUAUGAGUAUUUGGGAAAUUCUCCUCGAUUGGUCAUCACGCCUUUAACCGACAGAUGCUACCGAACUUUGAUUGGAGCAUUUUAUCUAAAUUUAGGUGGAGCUCCUGAAGGCCCUGCAGGAACAGGCAAGACAGAGACUACUAAAGACCUGGCCAAAGCCCUUGCAGUGCAGUGUGUUGUGUUUAACUGUUCUGACGGACUUGACUAUCUAGCCAUGGGAAAGUUUUUUAAGGGGCUGGCGUCCUCGGGUGCCUGGGCGUGCUUUGAUGAGUUUAAUCGUAUUGAACUGGAGGUGCUGUCUGUAGUGGCACAGCAGAUCCUGUGCGUUCAGAGAGCCAUUGAGAUGAAGCAGGACGUUUUCGACUUUGAGGGUACAGAGCUGCGUCUCAACCCCAACUGCUUUGUGGCUAUCACCAUGAACCCAGGAUAUGCUGGAAGAUCUGAGCUUCCUGAUAACCUUAAGGUUUUGUUCAGAACGGUGGCAAUGAUGGUCCCAAACUAUGCAUUGAUUGCUGAGAUCUCGUUGUACUCUUAUGGGUUUCUGAAUGCCAAGCCACUUUCAGUAAAGAUCGUGAUGACGUACAGGCUGUGCUCUGAACAACUGUCCUCCCAGUUCCACUACGAUUAUGGAAUGAGAGCCGUCAAAGCUGUUCUUGUGGCAGCUGGAAACCUGAAGCUCAAGUUUCCAGAUGAAAAUGAAGAUAUUCUUAUUCUACGAUCCAUUAAAGAUGUGAAUGAGCCCAAGUUUCUCUCCCAUGACAUCCCUCUGUUUAAUGGAAUUACCAGUGAUCUUUUUCCUGGAAUCUCUCUUCCUGUCGCUGACUAUCAGCUUUUUUUGGCAUGUGCUCAUGAAUGCUGUACGAACCACAAUGUCCAGCCUGUAAAAGUUUUCCUGGAUAAAAUCAUCCAAACCUAUGAGAUGAUGAUUGUGCGUCAUGGAUUCAUGCUUGUCGGUGAACCGUUUGCUGGCAAAACCAAAGUGCUGCAUGUUCUAGCUGACACAUUAACACUAAUGAAUCAAAGAGGUUACAAUGAAGAGGAGAGAGUUCAAUACCGUACCAUCAACCCUAAAGCUAUCACUAUGGGUCAGCUUUUUGGUCAGUUUGACCCUGUGUCUCAUGAGUGGACUGAUGGAAUCGUGGCCAAUACAUUUCGGGAGUUUGCUUCAGCAGAGACCCCUGACAGAAAGUGGGUGGUGUUUGAUGGACCCAUAGACACACUUUGGAUUGAGAGCAUGAAUACUGUGCUGGAUGACAAUAAAAAGCUGUGCCUCAUGAGUGGAGAAAUUAUCCAGAUGUCCAACCAAAUGAGUCUGAUAUUUGAAGCCAUGGACCUGUCACAGGCCUCACCAGCCACAGUGAGCCGUUGCGGGAUGAUCUACAUGGAGCCGUCUCAGCUAGGAUGGUCACCACUAGUGGCAUCUUGGUUAAAGACUCUACCACAGCCUUUACAAAACCAGGAGAAUUCCACACUAAUUCUGGAGUUGUUUGAUUGGUUAAUCCUUCCAGCACUUAGGAUGUUAAGAAAAAACUGUAGGGAGGUUGUCUCAACCAGUAAUAGUAAUACAGUAGUGUCUCUUUCACGACUCUUUGAAAUGCUUCUUACUGAGCCUUUAACUGAAGAACCUGGAAGCAAGAAUAUCCGCACAUGGAUAAUGGCUGCCUUUGCCUUUUCUUUGGUGUGGUCUGUCGGUGGAAGCUGUGAUGGUGACAGUCGUGAAAAAUUUGAUCUGUUUCUAAGAGAAAUCAUAUCAGGAAAAUCAGAAGAGCACCCCAUUCCUGCUGCCGUCUCUAAAUGGGAAUGUCCUCUUGAUGAGAAGGGUCUUUUAUAUGACUAUUAUUAUGAGUUCAAAGGAAAGGGCAGGUGGAUUCACUGGAAUGAAUCAAUAAAAAAUGCCACCUUAGGGGACAAAAACACCAAAGUUCAGGACAUCAUUGUUCCCACAAUUGACACGGUGCGCUACAAUUACCUGAUGGAUCUCUGUAUUACUUAUGGAGUACCUCUUCUGUUUGUUGGCCCCACUGGUACUGGAAAGUCUGUUUAUGUGAAGGAGAAACUGAUGAACAAUCUAGAUAAAGACCACUACCUUCCAUUCUUUAUUAACUUCUCAGCACGCACUAGUGCUAACCAGACUCAGAACAUAAUUAUGUCCAGACUGGAUAAAAGACGAAAAGCAGUAUUUGGACCUCCUAUGGGAAAGAAGUGUGUUAUAUUUGUGGAUGACAUGAACAUGCCUGCCAUGGAAGUUUUUGGUGCUCAGCCUCCCAUUGAGCUUCUUCGUCAAUAUUUUGAUCAUGGAAACUGGUAUGACCUAAAAGACACUUCCAAAAUCACUUUGGUUGAUCUGCAGUUGAUUUCAGCCAUGGGUCCCCCUGGUGGUGGGAGGAAUGCAGUGACGCCUCGUUUCCUGCGCCACUUCAACAUCUGUAGCAUCAACGCAUUCAGCGACGACACCAUGUCACGCAUAUUCUCGAAUGUGGUAGCCUUUUACUUCCGUAACAACGGCUUCCCCCCAGACUACUUCACCAUUGGGAACCAGAUAGUCGCAGCUACCUUGGAGGUUUAUAAGAAGGCAAUGGAAAACCUACUUCCUACCCCGGCCAAGUCUCACUACACGUUUAACCUGAGAGAUUUCUCACGAGUGGUGCAGGGCUGCCUGCUGUUAAAGAAGGAAUCUCUGGAGAGCAAGGGCACCAUGAUACGCUUGUUUGUUCACGAGGUCCUGCGUGUCUUCUAUGACCGUCUGGUGGAUGAUCAGGACCGAGCGUGGCUUUACAGACUUAUGAAUGAACUUGUGAAGGUGCAUUUCAAGGAAAGCUUCGACACGGUGUUUGCACAUCUGAAAGCUGACAAAAAGUCUCUCUGUGAGGAGGACCUAAGGAGCUUGCUUUUUGGAGACUACAUGACCCCUGACGUAGAUCCUGCUGACAGAUUAUAUGCAGAAGUUCCCAGCAUGGAUAGCUUCAGUCAGGUGGUGGAGACCUGCCUGGUUGAUUACAACCAGACACACAAAAACCGUAUGGACCUGGUCAUUUUCCGCUAUGUCCUGGAGCACUUGUCCAGGAUUAGCCGUGUGCUGAAGCAGCCAGGGGGAAGCGCUCUGCUGGUCGGGGUCGGGGGAAGCGGCCGUCAGUCCAUUACUAGACUGGCCACAUUCAUGGCUGGCAUGACUAUGUUCCAACCUGAGAUCUCCAAGAACUACAGCAUGAACGAGUGGAGAGAUGAUCUUAAGGUUCUGCUGAAGAAAGCAGGUGUAAAGGGCCAGAAAAUGGUGUUUUUGCUUACAGAUGCUCAGAUAAAAGAGGAGGCCUUUUUAGAAGAUGUGGAUAGUUUGUUAAACACCGGGGAGGUUCCAAACCUGUUUGCCGUGGAUGAGAAGCAAGAGAUCAUGGAGGCCAUGCGACCCAUAGCCCAGGCUGGCAAUAAGAAUUUGGAAUUCAGCCCUCUGUCUCUGUUUGCCUACUUUGUAAAUCGAUGCAGAGAGAACUUGCACAUCGUGGUGGCGUUCAGCCCUAUUGGCGAUGCGUUCAGAAACCGCCUGAGACAGUUCCCCUCUCUUAUCAACUGCUGCACCAUCAACUGGUUCCAGCCAUGGCCCGACGAGGCACUAGAAAGAGUAGCCAACAAAUUUUUGGAGACGCUACAGAUGAGUGACUACGAGCGACAAGAAGUCAUGCAAAUCUGCAAGUCGUUCCACACUUCCGCUAUUCAACUAUCCAAUAAGUUUCUGUCAGAGCUUGGUCGCCAUAAUUAUGUGACCCCUACUUCCUACUUGGAGUUACUAGCUGCAUUUAGACUGCUCCUUACUCAGAAACAGGAUACUGUAAUGAAGGCAAAGAAGAGAUACACGAACGGACUGGACCAACUGGCUUUUGCUGAAUCUCAGGUGGGGGAAAUGAAGAAGGAGCUGAUGGAUCUUCAACCUAAACUGGAACAGGCCAAGAUUGAAAACACAAACAUAAUGAAGGUGAUUGAGGUGGAGUCAGUGGAGGUGGAAGCUAAGAGUAAAGUUGUGCGUGUAGACGAGGAGGCUGCCACUCAAAAAGCAACUGAAGCUCAGGCUCUGAAGAAUGAGUGUGAGAAUGACCUUGCUGAGGCGAUCCCUGCUCUGGAGGCUGCACUUUCUGCUCUUGACACCCUGAAGCCGUCUGACAUUACGAUUGUCAAGUCUAUGAAAAACCCUCCUUCUGGAGUGAAGCUAGUGAUGGCAGCAGUCUGUGUAAUGAAGGACAUUAAACCUGAGAAGAUCAAUGACCCUGCAGGAACAGGACAGAAGAUUUUGGAUUAUUGGGGUCCAAGCAAGAAGUUGCUUGGAGAUAUGAAUUUCCUCAGGGACCUUAAAGAAUAUGACAAGGACAACAUUCCUGUACCAGUUAUGCAGAAAAUUCGCAGUGAGUAUAUGACCAACCCUGACUUUGACCCCACCAAGGUGGCCAAGGCCUCCUCUGCAGCAGAGGGGCUGUGCAGGUGGAUCACUUCCAUGGAGGUUUAUGACAGAGUGGCGAAGGUGGUGGCUCCUAAGAAAGCCAACCUAGUCGUGGCGCAACAGUCACUGGCCGAUACAAUGGCUUUGCUGAACCAGAAGAGAGCAGAACUAAAAGAGGUGGAGGACCGUCUGGCCUCCCUAAAAAAGACAUUUGAGGAGAAGACUGAAGAGAAGGCUCAGCUGGAAUUUCAAGUGGACCUUUGUGCCCGCAAGCUAGAGAGAGCUGAGAAGCUCAUCGGGGGCUUAGGCGGUGAAAAGACAAGGUGGUCCAAAGCUGCAGAUGAGCUGCAAGACACGUAUGACAAUUUGAUUGGUGAUGUGCUGAUAUCUGCUGGUGUAAUUGCUUACCUUGGAGCCUUCACUGCUGGUUUUCGCCAGGACUGUACUAAAGAAUGGACCAAGCUCUGUAAGUCCAGAAAGAUCCCAUCAUCAGUUGACUUCUCUUUGAGUAAAACCCUUGGAGAUCCCAUCAAGAUCAGAGCCUGGAACAUAUCUGGACUGCCUACUGACAGUUUUUCCAUUGACAAUGGAGUCAUUGUGAGCAACUCCAGAAGAUGGCCAUUGAUGAUUGACCCACAGGGUCAGGCCAACAAGUGGGUAAAGAAUUCAGAGAAAGAGAACAAGCUGAAUGUGAUCAAGCUUACUGACACAGACUAUAUGAGGACUCUGGAGAACUGCAUCCAGUUUGGUACCCCUGUGCUGCUGGAGAACGUGGGAGAAGAACUGGAUCCCUCAAUAGAGCCCCUCCUGCUCAAACAGAUAUUUAAACAAGGGGGUAUGGACUGUAUCAGGCUGGGAGAGAGCGUGAUUGAGUACUCAAGUGAUUUUCGUUUUUACAUCACCACUAAGCUCAGGAACCCUCAUUAUCUACCAGAGCUGGCCACCAAAGUGUCCCUGCUUAACUUCAUGAUUACUCCAGAGGGCCUAGAGGAUCAGCUGCUGGGCAUCGUGGUGGCAAAAGAGAGGCCAGAGUUAGAAGAGGAGAGAAACGCACUGAUACUGCAGUCUGCUGCCAACAAGAAACAGCUCAAAGAAAUUGAGGACAAAAUCCUGGAGACUCUGCAGUCCUCAGAGGGGAACAUCCUGGAGGACGAGAGUGCCAUCCAGAUCCUGGACUCUGCAAAGAUAAUGUCAAAUGAAAUCUUCCAGAAACAGCAGGUUGCAGAGAAGACUGAGAUUAAGAUAGCCGAGUCGAGAGAGGGUUACAGGGACAUCGCCAAAAACUCCUCUAUUUUGUUUUUCACUAUUGCAGACCUGGCCAACAUUGACCCCAUGUACCAGUACUCACUCAGCUGGUUCGUCAACCUAUACAUUAACUCCAUACAGGACAGUAACAAGUCAAAGAUUCUGAAGAAGAGACUGAGAUACCUGAUUGAUCACUUCACUUACAACUUGUACUGCAACGUGUGUCGCUCGCUUUUCGAGAGGCACAAACUGCUCUUCUCCUUCCUCCUUUGUUCCAACCUGCUGCUGGCUAAAAACGAGAUCGAUUACUCAGAGUUCAUGUUCCUGCUCACUGGUGGAGUAGGGCUGCAGAAUAAUCUGCCCAAUCCUGACCCCUCCUGGCUGCAAGAUAAGAGCUGGGAUGAGAUCUGUCGAGCCAGUGACCUACCUGGUCUGCACGGCCUCAAGGAAGGUUUCGCCAAGGCACCCACAGACUUUUUGCCUAUUUAUGACAGCAAGGAGCCAUACAAAACACCUCUGCCUAAACCAUGGUGUGAUCAACUCAACGACUUUCAGAAAAUGAUCAUCUAUCGCUGCCUUAGGCCAGACAAGAUUGAACCAGCCAUUACCAGUUAUGUCAGUGACAAACUGGGCAAAAAGUUUGUUGAACCUCCUCCGUUUGAUCUGAGUAAGAGCUACAUCGACUCCAACUCUACAAUCCCACUGGUGUUUGUGCUCUCUCCAGGAGCAGACCCUAUGGCCAGUUUGCUCAAGUUUGCAAAUGACAAGAACAUGGGUGGGGCCAAGUUUAAGUCGAUAUCGCUUGGCCAAGGCCAGGGUCCUAUAGCUGUGAAGAUGAUCCAGUCAGCGAUGAAGGAGGGUACAUGGGUGUGCCUGCAGAACUGCCACCUGGCCGUGUCCUGGAUGCCCACUCUAGAGAAGAUCUGUGAAGAUUUUAGCCCAAACACGUGCCACCCAGACUUCCGGCUUUGGCUCACCAGCUACCCCUCUCCCAUGUUCCCAGUGACCAUUUUGCAGAAUGGAGUCAAGAUGACCAAUGAGCCUCCUACAGGCCUUCGACUGAACCUGCUGCAGUCCUACCUGUCAGAUCCUAUUUCCGAUCCACAGUUCCUCUCAGCUUGCCCAAACAAAGAGCUAGUUUGGGAAAAGCUUCUGUAUGGGGUUUGCUUUUUCCACGCUCUUGUUCAGGAGAGAAAGAAGUUUGGACCGUUGGGUUGGAACAUUCCUUAUGGAUUUAAUGAAUCAGAUCUGCGUAUCAGUAUCAGGCAGUUGCAGCUGUUUGUGAAUGAGUAUGAGGAGGUUCCCUUUGAGGCCGUCACAUAUCUGACUGGAGAGUGUAACUAUGGUGGGCGGGUCACGGAUGACUGGGACCGUCGCCUCCUCCUGACCGUCUUGGCUGACUUUUACAAUAAAGACAUCAUCGAGAAUUCCCGUUACGCUUUCUCUCCUAGUGGUAAAUACUACGCACCUCCGAAGUCAGUUUAUGAAGACUAUGUGGAGUUUAUUAAGAAUCUGCCUUCUAUUCAGCAUCCAGAGGUGUUCGGUAUGCAUGAGAAUGUAGAGAUCUCAAAAGACCUGCAGCAGACCAAACUUCUGUUUGACUCCCUGAUCCUGACCCAGGGAGGAGGCACGAAGGGAGGAGGAAGUACCGGAGGCGACAACAACCUCCUGGAUAUCGCCAGUGACACUCUGUCUAAACUUCCAGAGAACUUUAACAUCGAAUCUGCUCUUGCCAAAUUCCCAGUCCGGUAUGAAGAGAGCAUGAACACGGUUCUUGUACAGGAGAUGGAGCGAUAUAAUAAUUUGUGCAACACCAUCCGUACAAGCCUGCAGAACCUACUUAAGGCCAUCAAGGGGCUAGUGGUGAUGGAUGCUGAGCUGGAAGCUAUAGCAAGCGGCCUCCUGGUGGGCAAAGUGCCAGAGAAGUGGGCCAAACGCUCCUAUCCCAGUCUCAAGCCCCUGGGCAGCUACAUUUCCGAUUUACUCGGCAGACUCAAAUUUCUACAGGACUGGUAUGACACCACCAAGCCCAACGUUUUCUGGUUGUCUGGCUUCUUCUUUACCCAAGCAUUCCUGACAGGAGCUAUGCAGAACUAUGCCAGAAAAUACUCCAUCCCUAUUGACCUCCUCAGCUUUGACUAUGAGGUCAUGCCUUUCGAUACCUCUGCCACCUCCCCCGAAGAUGGAGUCUACACUUAUGGACUAUUUCUCGAUGGAGCCCGAUGGGAUAAGAAAAGUGGUGUUCUAGCUGAACAGUACCCCAAAAUCCUUUUUGACUCAGUUCCUAUCAUUUGGAUAAAGCCAGUGGAUAAGCGGGUUACGAAGCAGCCCCAGAACAUAUACGUGUGUCCAUUGUAUAAGACCAGCGAGCGUAAGGGGACUCUGUCUACCACAGGCCACUCUACGAACUUCGUCAUCAGCAUGAUGCUGCCCACUAACAAGCGCCCGCAGCACUGGAUCAAGAGAGGGGUGGCCAUGCUCUGCCAGCUGGAUAAUUAACACUGGACCUCUUAAGCUCUAAAUAUGCACUUUAUCCAACCUCAAGUGGGAGAAUCCUUCACAACCACCAUAAUUAUUAAAUAAAGUUUGAAAUGUGAACAUGCAA
This is a messenger RNA of Trichomycterus rosablanca, 12064 nucleotides long. It is a transcript of the gene dnah12, whose product is annotated as dynein, axonemal, heavy chain 12. The record is from RefSeq and is a predicted model, not a curated record. NCBI's taxonomy places the organism in Eukaryota, Metazoa, Chordata, Actinopteri, Siluriformes, Trichomycteridae. Gene Ontology annotation, molecular function: dynein intermediate chain binding; dynein light intermediate chain binding; ATP binding. Gene Ontology annotation, cellular component: dynein complex. Gene Ontology annotation, biological process: microtubule-based movement. The transcript has 74 exons. Bases 67 to 11958 code for a protein of 3963 amino acids.